GGAAAAAAAACACUGAAAGAAACAAAAUUAUCGACUGUUUGAAUGAAUUAAAAUCGAAUUCUUCCUUGCCAUCGCAUCUUCAUCCAGUCACUCGACUAUCUCUAUCACAAAUUCACAUGAACCCGCCGCUGUUAUUUCCUCCGGCGCGACGUCGCUGUGCUGCUGGCCUCCUUUGUCCCAUGUGACCUAUCUCCAUCGAAAUGGGAUUUGAAGAAUAAAGUUAACACCCCAAAUCCCAGAGUUUGUGAAAUUAAGGUGGACAAACAACAUAUAAUAGUUAAAGAAAGGAUAUGGUGCAUGACUGAAAGAAAUAGCGAUCAAGGCUUUUGGACGUUAUGAGGAGAUAUGGUACUAUUGAAAUAAUAUUAGGGAUUUAUACAAGAUGAAAGAAGGAUCCAUAAAGUGACAGCUAUGCAACGUUGCAUACGUGUAUUCUCUUCUUCAAUCUCCACUCUAUAACCCGACAUAUGAUCAGCCCUUCAUUCAAGAUUGGAUUAAAGAUGGUAAUAGUUUUUGUCCUGUAUCUGGUCAACCGUCCCACGCUACAUUGAUCCCAAAUUAUUUGCUUGAUGAUAUGAUUGAGAGUUGGAAUGUAAAUCCCUUACUCGAGCUGCCAGAAUAUAAUCCCAAUCCCAACGACGAGGUCAAUGAGGGCGAUCUUCAAUCCAUAAUGAAAAGUAUCUCAUCGGCGGAUAAAUUGGAAGACCAGAAGUUCAAUGCAUUGAGAUUGCGUCAGUUAACAGAAACAAAUCCUUCAAUCCGAGCUGAAUUUGGUGAAUCUGGUGAUAAUGUGGCAAUGCUAAUCGAUGCCAUCUCUAGAGCCGAUGCCCUAUCUAAAUCCCAACAUAUCUGGUACAUUGAUAUGAUAGAAAAACGGUAUGAUGACUUAGCAGAGAAUGAGAUUGAUGAUAUUGAUACCUCGGACAAAGAUUUGAAAAGAUUGCACGAUGAUUUGAGAGAGAAUCUGAUUGCCACCAUCACGAGUGUAUCCAUCCACAGUGACAACAUCAAGAAGUCCAUUGCAGAGACGCCUGACGCUGUUCAACUUCUUGUUAAUGCGAUGCAUUAUAGGGGGCGUGAAGAGCUAAGAACAACAGCCGUUGUUGCCAUAAGGACAUUGUGUAGUCUCGACUCCAACAAAAUAUUAUUUGCUAAAGCUGAGAAGAUCUUUAAGUACCUCACACGGAUGUUUGACUUUAGAGAUGGUUUGGUAUUGAAAGCGGCUUUCGGCACGAUACUCAGUUUGUGGUCCUUCUUAGAUGACACGGAGUCCAACUCCGUGUUUACCAUUGAGCCAAGUGUAAAAGCUCAUGUGAUUAAAGGUAUCAUAAAACUGAUCGAGGCUAGGUGUUUUUUGGAUGAUGUGCUAGAGUUCCUUGCGAGGCUUUCGAUCCACGAUGAUGCGACAGAGAAGAUGGUCAUGUAUGAUGCAACCACCUGCUUGUUCUAUGUUUUAAGGAAGAAUCCUAGUCUGCACACCAAGGAGAACUGCGCGGUCAUCCUACACGCGAUCUGCUGCAAAAAGGAUCAUCGCACACUGAUCGAAAUGAGAUCAGAGGAAAAGUCUCGUCGCACGCUGUCUCGACUCGUUGAGGGAGGCACUCCUAGGGCCAUAAUAAAAGUUAAUGGCAUCCUAGAGAGACUGAAGGAAUGAACGACCUGACAUGAACCAAAAGAAGCAUUUUUUUCUAUCAUUGGUGUAUUAGUUCAGGAAUUUAUUUUCUGGUAUCUGUACCAUCCUUGUGACUGAGGCUCUGAUUGGCUUCUUUUCUGUUGGCAUUGUGUCGUUGCUAUUUCCCUUUUUUUGCCAUGUCACCCAUAUUUUCAGUAUUAUUGAGUCCUCGUACGUUGGCAUCUUUUUAUUAAAACUAUGGUCUUUUUGUAAAUCCCUAGUGCUAUUUGAUAUCAUAUGAAUAUGACUAUGACUUUGGUUUGAA
Messenger RNA from Salvia splendens (bonfire salvia), 1937 nucleotides. Its product is annotated as U-box domain-containing protein 9. The transcript has 4 exons. Bases 575 to 1654 code for a protein of 359 amino acids. Lineage: Eukaryota; Viridiplantae; Streptophyta; Magnoliopsida; Lamiales; Lamiaceae. The record is from RefSeq and is a predicted model, not a curated record.